Gilbertella persicaria is the source of this 455-nucleotide messenger RNA. RefSeq lists its product as uncharacterized. The transcript has a single exon. NCBI's taxonomy places the organism in Eukaryota, Fungi, Mucoromycota, Mucoromycetes, Mucorales, Choanephoraceae. The record is from RefSeq and is a predicted model, not a curated record. The coding region runs from base 77 to 334 and encodes 85 amino acids.
GUAUAAAUUUCUCGGUCAUACUACCAACUUUAGGCGAUUGUAUAAGUUAAGUGAAAGCAAGUCUAUUUUGGAAGAAAUGAGACAGAAUGAAUUCUAUAAGCAGCCCUGGAUGAGAGAAGCUGUAUUUCAUUAUUUAGCAACAAAGGUAAACAAAAAAAAAAGGAUGUCUCAGUUUUUUCUAAACAUAUCAUCUAGACAUAACAACGCAUGCAAGAACUACUUGCCAACAUGCAAUAAACAAAGCAUACUAUCUAAUAUAUCCGCAUUGAAAAUAAGUGCUUGUUCUCUAUCGUUCUUUGGAAUAGUUUAUUUCUUCUGCUUCUGUCUAACAUAGCUUGAGACGCUUCAGAUUAUCACAGCUUCACCCAGCAAUAGCCUCAACCUUGUGUAUUGCUUCAAGUGAAGUAUCCCUUAAAGAAUCUCCAAGUUUAAAUUAGUGUUCUCAUGUUAAAAAC